CGCGGAGGCCGUAUUCUACGCGUUUCUGGUCCUGCUGCUUGUGCGAAAUGGUGGCCCGACAACAAUCCUCCGCGGCGGGUGUCCUCGCGCUGCUGUCCGAGCCCGACCCGGUGUUCAAGCAGCACGCGCUCAAGUCGCUGAAUGCGCUCGUGACGGAGUUCUGGGCUGAGAUCUCGGAGGACAUUGCGCUCAUUGAGUCUCUCUAUGAAAGCGAGGAGCUCCCCAAGGAUGCGCGCGACGCUGCAGCGCUCUUGGCGAGUAAGGUGUACUACUACCUGGGAGAGUAUGACGAAGCUCUGUCUUUUGCGCUCGGUGCUGGGAGCGCGUUCGAGGCGGAGACUCAGUCAAGACAGUCAGAGGAGUAUGUCGAGACCCUUGUUUCCAAGGCUAUCGACCGCUACAUCCAAGCACGGGCAGAACAACAAGCUGGCUCAUCUGACAAGCUUGACCCCCGUUUAAAUACCAUCAUUGAGAGUAUCUUCAAGCGGUGUAUAGACGAGGGCGAAUAUAAGCAGGCAAUCGGUAUUGCUCUGGAAUCACGUCGCCUGGAUGUUAUCUCCACGAUAUACGAACGCACGCAUGACACUUCCCUUCUCUCUUACGCUAUGGACGCCGUCCUGGACACCGGCGUGUCCUUGUCGUACCGCGACCAAGUUCUGAACUUCCUCCUCCCCUUAUUUCCUCGACCGUCUACAGAUUCAAAAUCAUCCGACAUUCACCCCUUGACCCGUCUCCUCGUCACCCUCAGCGAUUCCUCGAAAGCCUUGCCCCUCUUGACCUCUCUUGUGCCGAAGGAAACGCUCUUGGCAUACCAGCUCGCGUUCGAUCUGGCCGAGGGUGGCUCCCUGGAUUUCCUCGAAAACAUACGGAGUGGCUUACCGGAUCCUGCUGAGGGUUCGAAAGAGAAGGAAAUCUACGACAAUUUGCGGAAAAUCCUCAGCGGGCAGGAAUCUGUCAAGUUGUACUUAGAAUUCCUCAAGCGCAAUAAUAAAGUGGACUUGCUCAUUCUCAAGAACACGAAGGAUGCGUUAGAAGGUCGUUCAUCAAUCUUCCACAGCGCACUUACCUUCUCGAACGCAUUCAUGCACGCUGGUACGACGUCGGACAUCUUCCUGCGCGAGAACCUGGACUGGCUGGGCCUGGCGUCAAACUGGGCCAAGUUCUCUGCCACGGCUGCCCUCGGAGUGAUCCACAAGGGGUACUACGAGCAGGGCAUGACCAUCCUCGGGCCUUACCUUCCCUCUCAGAGCGCUGGAGAAAGCACUAUCCCUGGCGCAGCAUACUCGGAGGGUGGUGCCUUAUACGCUCUGGGUCUCAUCAAUGCUGGGUGCGGGCGCCAGGUGGAAGGGUACUUACGGGACGCCCUGAAGGCUGCGCAGGGCGAAGUCGUACAGCAUGGUGCUGCUCUUGGUCUUGGUAUUGCAGCGAUGGGUGGCAAGAACUCGGAGGCAUACGAUGACCUGAAGCAGACGCUGUUCACGGACUCGGCAGUGGCUGGCGAGGCUGCUGGCUUUGCGAUGGGUCUGGUCAUGCUGGGCAGUGCGGACGGUCAGUCAGCGCAGGAGAUGCUGACGUACGCGAGGGAGACGCAGCACGAGAAGAUCAUUCGUGGUCUUGCUAUUGGGUUGGCGUUCAUCUACUACGGGCGGCAAGAGGAGGCCGAUGAUAUGGUGAAGACUCUCCUGGAAGAGAAGGAUCCUAUCUUGCGGUAUGGUGGAGUAUACACUCUGGCUUUGGCGUAUGCUGGUACAUCCAACAACGAUGCAGUUCGGAGACUCCUCCAUAUUGCCGUCUCCGAUACGUCCGAUGAUGUCAGAAGGGCGGCUGUCACAUCCUUGGCAUUCCUAUUAUACAAGAACCCGUCGCAAGUACCCAGGAUUGUCCAGCUUCUGAGCGAGAGUUAUAACCCUCACGUCCGGUGUGGUGCGACAUUAGCCCUCGGGAUUGCAUGUGCAGGGACAGGCUUACAGGAUGCAGUGGACAUAUUAGAACCGAUGACCAAGGAUAGUGUCGACUUUGUCCGGCAAGGCGCCCUCAUCUCUCUUGGCAUGGUCCUAGUCGAGCAGUCGGAGGCUUCAUCACCUUCGAUCUCAUCGACACGCGCGAUGUAUAGCAAGAUCAUUGGUGAUAAGCACGAGGAUCCUAUGGCUCGGUUUGGUGCCGCGCUUGGCCAAGGCUUUAUCGACGCUGGCGGAAGGAAUACCACCAUCAGUCUGCAGAGUCGGGCUGGGACGAGGAAUACCAGUGCCAUUGUCGGUAUGGUCUUGUUCUGUCAGUUCUGGUACUGGUUCCCUCUGGCACACGCCGCUUGCCUGGCAUUCGAGCCUACAGGUAUCAUAGGUCUCAAUGGGGCACUGAAGCCACCCAAAUUCACUUUCAUUUCCAAUGCUCGACCGAGCCUGUUCGCCUAUCCUCCUCCCACAAAACCGCCGAAGAAAGAAGCGCCAACUAAGGUUGCUGCAGCCGUCCUUUCCACUACAGCGAAAGUCAAGGCACGGGAAAAGCGAAAGGCUCAGGAUGAGAAGCUGGAACCUAAAAAGGAAAUGGACAUCGAAAUGAAAGCAGACGAGCCAUCAACUUCGACGGCAGGACAGGGCGAUAUCUCCCCGAUCGCAGGCUCACUAUCGGAUCUCGCAGACGGCGCACAGGAUGGUAAAGGGAAGGCGAAGAAGAAUGAGCCAACGUCGGAGGAACUGUCUAACUUCUCUCGAGUAACGCCGGCACAGCUGGCAUAUAUAUCGUUCCCGCCUGAUGGCCGCUAUCAGCCAGUACGACCUGUCUCGACAAAAUCUACUACGAGUCUGAAGGGUAAGGGUGCGGGCUCGAGAGCAGCAUCGAGUCUUCCGGCCCUUGCUUCGGAGAGAUAUGCAGGUGGGGGAGGGAUCUUGAUACUUGUCGACCGGCAUCCAGAUCAGCCAGAGGAAUUCAUCGAGCUGGAGACGCAGAUACCACAGCAGGCUGCGGCUGCACCGGCGGAACCUGUGCCCAAUGGAAAUGCAAAUGUCGCCUCGGAACCAUCUGGACCACACAUUGCUUUGGACGAGAAUGCUCCGGAGGCGGACCCUCCGGAAUCCUUCGAGUAUCCUUUUGACAACGACGCGUAGUCACGUUAUAUUCUUCGUAAUUGUUUUGUUGCAGUCAGACUCAUACAAAUCGAAUAUUCUCUCUAUUAUGCGUGAGAACCGA
This is a messenger RNA of Gloeophyllum trabeum ATCC 11539, 3186 nucleotides long. Its product is annotated as 26S proteasome regulatory complex, non-ATPase subcomplex, Rpn2/Psmd1 subunit. The transcript is spliced from 10 exons. Gene Ontology annotation, cellular component: proteasome regulatory particle, base subcomplex; proteasome storage granule; proteasome complex. The record is from RefSeq and is a predicted model, not a curated record. NCBI's taxonomy places the organism in Eukaryota, Fungi, Basidiomycota, Agaricomycetes, Gloeophyllales, Gloeophyllaceae. Gene Ontology annotation, biological process: proteasome-mediated ubiquitin-dependent protein catabolic process; regulation of protein catabolic process. Gene Ontology annotation, molecular function: enzyme regulator activity. Bases 48 to 3104 code for a protein of 1018 amino acids.